This is a messenger RNA of Salmo salar (Atlantic salmon), 3156 nucleotides long. NCBI's taxonomy places the organism in Eukaryota, Metazoa, Chordata, Actinopteri, Salmoniformes, Salmonidae. The record is from RefSeq and is a predicted model, not a curated record.
GAUGCUUCUCUCUCUCCCUCUGAUCAGUGGAGAGGGAGGGGGGAGAGACGAGCUAUUACACAGCGGCGGAUACCGCGUGCGACUCCGUUGUUGUGCAAAACAGAGACAUCUCUGUUUUCUCCACCUCUCCGUUUCCUGCUGGAUCCCUUCUGGGGGGGUGGAGGGGAGGAGGGGGGGGUAAUAAUAACACGAUACCAUUCAGUCAGCCUUCGGCCGUAGACUUCUGCUCCGUUUAGAGGCUGUUCUGAAUGACGGGCGGACGGUUCGACUUCGAUGAUGGAGGAACAUACUGCGGAGGGUGGGAGGACGGCAAAGCCCACGGACAUGGCAUCUGUACCGGGCCAAAAGGCCAGGGCGAGUACGCCGGUUCCUGGUCGCACGGCUUUGAGAUAGUAGGGGUGUACACCUGGCCCAGCGGGAAUAUGUACCAUGGCUACUGGUCCCAGGGGAAGCGGCAUGGACUGGGAGUAGAAACCAAAGGGAAGUGGAUUUACCGCGGUGAGUGGAGUCACGGCUUCAAGGGUCGCUAUGGACUCCGACAGAGCCACAAUACACCUGCGAUGUACGAUGGGACGUGGAGUAACGGGCUACAGGACGGGUAUGGGAUUGAGACCUACGGCGACGGUGGUACAUAUCAGGGCCAGUGGAUGGGUGGGAUGCGUCAUGGAUACGGCGCGCGUCAGAGUGUUCCGUACGGCGUGGCCACGGUAAUCCAAUCCCAGCUACGUACCUCCUUGGCAUCCCUGCGCUCCGAGCAGAGUAACGGCGCCGUGCUCCAGGAUCUCUCGGGUGACACGCCCACCGGCGGCCGCGGCGGGUUCGUCCUCAACUUCCACUCGGACAGCGAGGUGGUCACCGGGAAGAAGAAGGGUCUGUUCCGCCGCGGCUCGCUGUUCGGGAGCCUCCGUCGGCUUCACAAGUCCGAAUCGAAGUCGUCCAUCUCCAGCAAGAGGAGUUCGGCACGCAGCGACGCCGCAAUGAGCCGCGUCAGCUCCUCCUCCGGUGACGCCAACUCCACCGUCUCCCUGGGCGACGGAGAGCUGCCGGAAGAGGACCUGCUAUUGGAGGAUCACGUGGACGCCACCACCACCGAGACGUACACGGGGGAGUGGAAGAACGACAAGCGCAACGGGUUCGGCGUCAGCGAACGUUCCAACGGGAUGAAGUACGAGGGGGAGUGGCUGAACAACAAGCGCCACGGUUACGGGUGCACCACCUUCCCCGAGGGGAACAAGGAAGAAGGGAAGUACAAGAAUAACGUGCUGGUACGUGGAAUAAGGAAGCAGUUGAUCCCGCUAAAGAACCCCAAAACCAAAGAGAAGGUGGACCGGGCAGUGGAGGGGGCGCGGAGGGCAGGGGCCAUCGCCAGGACGAAAGUGGAAAUAGCAGCUUCAAGGACGGCUCAUGCCAGGACGAAGGGAGAGGCAGCAGACCAGGCAGCUCUCUCGGCCAGACAAGAUUGUGACAUUGCUAGGGCCGUCUCUAGGGAGCUGUCCCCAAACUUCCACCAACCAGGUCCUGACUAUAUUAAGCAGGCGUUCAUGGAGCCAGUGGAGAUCCCCAAGGAUCCCCCUGAAGAGAAGGAGAAGGACAACCCCGCCGGGCCCACCCCUCCCCCGUCGCCACACAGCAACAGCGUCUCCACCGCCGCCUCCCGCAAGAUCAGCAAGGACGAAUCGUCGCACAGUCGCAAGGCCAGCAAAGAGGAGAAGCCGGGCCUUAAGAUCAGCAAGGACGAAUCGUCGCACAGUCGCAAGGCCAGCAAAGAGGAGAAGCCGGGUCUUAAGAUCAGCAAGGACGAAUCGUCGCACAGUCGCAAGGCCAGCAAAGAGGAGAAGCCGGGCCUUAAGAUCAGCAAGGACGAAUCGUCGCACAGUCGCAAGGCCAGCAAAGAGGAGAAGCCGGGUCUUAAGAUCAGCAAGGACGAAUCGUCACACAGUCGCAAGGCCAGCAAAGAGGAGAAGCCGGGCCUUAAGAUUAGCAAUGAGGAGCGGUCGAGCAGAAAGUUGAGUAAAGAGGAGAGGGUGUCCAUCGCUGCCGAGCCUCCAAUAUCUGCUGCUCCCUCUUCCCAAAUUAGAUACAAGGAGGCUCCGGCCAAACCCCCCAAGGCCCCGGAGCCUGGCCCCACCAACGUACCACCUCCCCAGGUCAGAGACGAGGAUGCUCCAGCUCCGGCCAAACCCCCCAAGGCCCUGGAGCCCGGCCCCACCAACGUACCACCUCCCCAGGUCAGAGACGAGGAUGCUCCAGCUCCGGCCAAGGCCCCCAAGGCCCCGGAGCCCGGCCCCACCAACGUACCACCUCCCCAGGUCAGAGACGAGGAUGCUCCAGCUCCGGCCAAACCCCCCAAGGCCCCGGAGCCCGGCCCCACCAACGUACCACCUCCCCAGGUCAGAGACGAGGAUGCUCCAGCUCCGGCCAAACCCCCCAAGGCCCUGGAGCCCGGCCCCACCAACGUACCACCUCCCAAGGCUGCUGCUCCACAGACGGUAGUGGGUCCUGGUAAUGGAAUAGGUCAGCUCCACUCUCAGUAUCAUAGCUACUACGUUAAAACCCCAUCCAGGGGACUCCUGCCCCCGGAACCUGAGCCUGAGGAGGACGAGGAGCCCAGUCAACUGACCCUGGCCAGGAUGGCCCCGCCAACCCACAAGCCGACGCCCACCAGCGAACCGUGGAAACUCAGGAAGCAGGAUUCGCUGAAACCAAAGAGCCUAGCAGAGACCAAGAAGGCCAGUAUGGAGAUGGCUGAGGGAAAGGACGAAGAGAAGGCUCCUAACUCUAUCCUGGUUGCUAUGGUGAUGCUGUUGAAUAUCGGCCUAGCGAUCAUAUUUGUUCACUUCCUGACAUGACGGUCCUGUUUCUCAGUGAUGCCAUGGCAACCGGUGCAGAUGCGUUGCCGGGCUUUAAAAAUGUAAAUGGUCGGCAGUCAGACUCGGGGCGAGGCCGCAGGAGCUUGGGAAACAGCUGUGUGACAUAGGAGAGAGGCAGGAGAGAAGGACCCGCAGCCUGUCCUGGGUCGUCCACAACCCUGCCUGAUCAUAAUUUCUCUCCUCUGGAGCCUGUGAAAGAACACACACACACACACACACACACACACACACACACACACACACACACACACACACACACACACACACACACACACACACACACACA